AUGGAGUCCAACAGUCUAGAAAGAGCAUCCCAAUACCUCAACAACCUCUUACUCGCGCGCGGUCUCCUUUCAAAUGGAAAACCCAUCGACUUCGCUCGCCCAGAUCGCAAUCGGUCUGGCACCAACCCGACAAUGUCCCGGAUCAUCAAUCUCGUCCACGACUUGGUUCUCCGACGUGAUCAAGAUGCCGAACAACGAGAGAAUCUCGCCACACAUAUUCGCCAAACCCGCGCCGAUGAAUCUCAGCGUGUCCUCGAUCUUCAAAGGAUGCAGGUCAAGAAUGCCGAACUGUCGCGAGCUGCUGCCGCGGCCGAGUCGCAGGAGCGAGCACUAAAGACAAGUGUGCGUAAACUAGAAAUCCAAUUAAAGGAUCAUAAAGAGCAGAUGUUGAAGAUAAAAGCUACUCUGGAUCAAGUGCGGGCCAAAUGUCUAAGCGACGUUCGCAAAAGGGAUGCCGAGUUGGACAAGCUAAAGGCCUAUUUAGUGGGAAUGCAGCGUGGCAAGAAAGACUCAAGUGGGAUGAAAAUAAAUACUAUAAACUGGGAGCCAGAGGUUAAGGGCAGGGAAUUGCGCAACGGCCAGGAUGUGAACAGCUCCGAAUGGAGUCUAGAAAAGGAGAGCACCGAGUUUCUGACCGCCUUGGUCAAUGAGACGAGUACAGAAAAUGUAACACUCAGAAAGAUCAUAACGGAUACUAUGCAAAUUAUGCGAGAUAUGACCGGACUAGAGGAUAGGGAAGCGGGCGCGGAAAACGAAGACCAGAAAGACGGGACGCAGAUACCAGGCCAUUUGCGCGAAACCAAACGAAAAGCAACUCAUCAACAACCCCAAAUCGAAGAUCUCACCUCCUGCGACGACUUAGCUGAGCAAAUGACUGCCAUUCUAGGACACUGCCAAUCUAUACUCAAAGAUCCAUCAUUCGUCCCAAUCGAAGAAGUUGAAAUCCGUGAUGAAGAGAUCAUCAAGCUGAGAGCUGGAUGGGAAAAGAUGGCAAAUCGGUGGAAGGAAGCGGUAACGAUGAUGGAUAACUGGCGCAAACGCAUGAUUGAAAACGGCGAGGGACUAUCAAGGGACGAUCUGUCCGGGCUAGAGUUCGGAAAGAGUGUGGCUCUCCUACCGAAUGGGCAGCCUGUUUUUGGGAUGACCGAGGAACUGUCAUCGAUACUGUAUGAGGGCAGCAAGUUGGAAGAAGAACAACCUGAGCACGAAGAAGUCUUGCCAGAGUCCGAACGAAAAGAAAUUCGAUAUCCAAUAUUGACUCAAAGCGAUGUCGUCGAAAAAGACGAAAUCAAGAUACAGCGACCAGAUCUGGAUCUCGUUCUCGACAUCUCGUCGCCAGAGGAACGUCCGCCUAAAAGACGUGCUUCCAUCGCACGCAGAGCAGGUAAUCUAGGCAAGCCAAUUCGACCACUGAAGGCGAUGGACGUGAACAAUGUCGGUCGCUCACCGAGACAUGGUUUCGAGGGUUUGUCAAUGUCGAGGGAAAGCGCAGAUUCAGGCAUUGGCAGCUUAGACGGCGAGCCUGACGCGGAGCGUGAUGACGAGAACGGAUUUGAGCUUGAAGAGAAGACGAUGGGCUUGGAAUCGCGGAUUCCACGGCAGACCAAAGGACAAGAGCCGGCAUUAACGAUUGAUGAAAAACUGGCAGCGGUAGAGGCAGAAGCUCUUGAAAGCCAGCGAGACUCAAGACCAGCUUAUGGAGCCAAAGGCGGGAAACGAAAACACGGAGCGAACCCUGCGAAGACUAGAAAGGCAUCGAGGCGGAGAAGCACAUUGAGUCCGGAGGAGCUGGCUGAGUUGAUGGGUAUUGAAUAA
Messenger RNA from Cladophialophora bantiana CBS 173.52, 1815 nucleotides. RefSeq lists its product as uncharacterized. The record is from RefSeq and is a predicted model, not a curated record. Bases 1 to 1815 code for a protein of 604 amino acids. The transcript is spliced from 2 exons. Lineage: Eukaryota; Fungi; Ascomycota; Eurotiomycetes; Chaetothyriales; Herpotrichiellaceae.